Molecule: messenger RNA, 905 nt
Organism: Porites evermanni
Lineage: Eukaryota; Metazoa; Cnidaria; Anthozoa; Scleractinia; Poritidae
Source: the annotation of a GenBank genome assembly
AUCUACAGAUCCAUCGACCUACAAAUCCAGCGAUCUACUGGUCCAGCGAUCUUACGAUCCAGCGAUCUACAGAUCCAACGAUCUAUAGAUCCAGCGAUCUACAGAUCCAGCGAUCUACCGAUCCAGCGAUCUAUAGAUCCAUCGAUCUACCGAUCCAGCGAUCUACAGAUCCAGCGAUCUAGCCAUCUAUAGUUCCAGCGAUCUACCGAUCCAGCGAUCUACAGAUUCAGCGAUCUAGUGAUCUAUAGAUCCAGUGAUCUACCCAUCCACCGAUCUAUAGAUCCAUCGAUCUACCGAUCCAGCGAUCUAAAGGGCCAUCGAUCUACCGAUCCAGCGAUCUACAGAUCCAGCGAUCUACCGAUCUACAGAUCCAUUGAUCUACAAACCCAGCGAUCUACCGAUUCAGCGAUCUUACGAUCGAGCGAUCUACAGCUUAAGCGAUGUAACGAUCCAACGAUCUAUAGUUCCAGCGAUCUACAGCGCCAGCGAUCUACCAAUCCAGCCAUCAACAGAUCCAUCGAUCUACCGAUCCAGCGAUCUACCGAUCCAGCGAUCUCCAGAUCCAGCGAUCUACCGUUCCAGCGAUCUUACGAUCCAGCGAUCUACAGAUCCAACGAUCUAUAGAUCCUGCGAUCUACCGAUCCAGCGAUCUACAGAUCCAGCGAUCUACCGAUCCAGCGAUCAACAGAUCCAUUGAUCUAGCGAUCCAGCGAUCUACAGAUCCAGUGAUCUAUCGAUCCAGCGAUCUAAAGAUCCAGCGAUCUAUAGAUCCAGCGAUCUACAGCUCCAGCGAUCUACCGAUCCAGCGAUCUAUAGAUCCAGCGAUCUACCGAUGCAGCGAUCUACAGAUCCAGCGAUCUACCGAUCCAGCGAUCUACAGAUCCAGCGAUCUAACAAUCCAGUGA